AUGCGUGACAAGAUGGAAACCCCAUCACGUCCAAAAGGCAAGAAACUUCCUUUCAAGGCAACGGUUUUGUGCAAGGUGACUUCACAGAAUGUCGAGACAAUCCAUGAUGAGAAACUGUCGGCGGAAGACGAUGGACUCGACUUAUUUCGCAGAUCUAAGGAGAUGGAGCCUAUAAUAGCUGCGGAGCUUCAGAGAAGCCUAAAGAAGAAGCAGAGGCUGGAGGACGAACGACGUCAGUCCGCCAAGUCCAAGAGACUUCUCGAUGACAAUAUCGAAAGAGAAGUUAUAGCAAACGCCGAAUCUGGAACGUUCUCUCAGGUAGCUCGAAGCAUGUCCCCCGUCGCUAGUGAGCUUGUUAAAGACAGCAGAGAAAUAGUCAGGUUAGUAUAUAUAUGCGCAUAUCUGCGUGAUGUGGGCGUCAUGCAGCUUACAAUUACGAGCAAGUUUGUCACGCCACUGGCAUCGAAGAGAAUGCGUCUAGACUCAACACUCCUAAGGAAUGCAAGUCUUGAUAUGGACAAUGCGGACACCACACUUGUCGCAUAA
This is a messenger RNA of Metarhizium robertsii ARSEF 23, 546 nucleotides long. RefSeq names its product Ribonuclease H-like protein. Bases 1 to 546 code for a protein of 181 amino acids. The record is from RefSeq and is a predicted model, not a curated record. NCBI's taxonomy places the organism in Eukaryota, Fungi, Ascomycota, Sordariomycetes, Hypocreales, Clavicipitaceae. The transcript has a single exon.